This is a messenger RNA of Oncorhynchus masou masou (cherry salmon), 3475 nucleotides long. Its product is annotated as b(0,+)-type amino acid transporter 1-like. Gene Ontology annotation, molecular function: L-amino acid transmembrane transporter activity. Gene Ontology annotation, cellular component: membrane. Lineage: Eukaryota; Metazoa; Chordata; Actinopteri; Salmoniformes; Salmonidae. The transcript has 14 exons. The coding region runs from base 161 to 1657 and encodes 498 amino acids. The record is from RefSeq and is a predicted model, not a curated record. Gene Ontology annotation, biological process: amino acid transmembrane transport.
CAGGGAGACAGUCAGGAGUAGUUGAGACCCACAGAGGCAUGUGUUGUGCAUCGUAGUAGAUCUGUCUCCUGCUGCUAUCAGCUUCCAGAGAGCUAUCUGAAGACGUCCCUGGGUUCCUGCAUCAAACACAACUACUAGCAUUUCUAUACAGGAGGGUAACAUGGACGAGGGCAGUGUGAGGAAGAGGAAGGACAUGUUUAAUGGAGGCCCCGGCCCAACCUCCAAUAUGUCUGCCUCCAAGCCUGCUGAGGAAGACGUGAAGGCUACCGUGCUACAGAAGGAUGUGGGCCUUUUGAGUGGGAUCUGUCUGAUUGUAGGAACCAUGAUCGGCUCCGGCAUCUUCAUCUCCCCGAAGGCAGUGCUGCUGGAAACGGGAGCCGUAGGACCAUGUCUGUGUGUCUGGGCCGCCUGCGGGGUGCUAGCUACACUGGGGGCGCUGUGCUACGCGGAGCUGGGCACCAUGAUCACUAAGUCUGGAGGGGAAUACUCUUACCUGAUGGAGGCCUUUGGGUCAGUGAUGGCCUACCUCUACUCAUGGAGCACCAUCAUGGUCCUAAAGCCCUCCGCCUUCGCCAUCAUCGCCCUAAGCUUCGCAGAGUAUGCCUCCACGCCGUUCUACCCAGGAUGCACUCCUCCCAUUGUGGUCACCAAGUGCCUGGCUGCAGCGUGCAUAUUGAUGAUCGUGUCGGUGAACUGUCUCAGUGUGAAGCUAGCCAACUAUGUCCAGAACUUCUUCACUGCAGCCAAGCUUCUCAUCAUCCUGGUCAUCAUAGUGGCAGGCAUCGUCCUCUUGGCACAAGGAAACACUGAGAAUCUGUCCAACCCAUUUGAAGGAGCCUCAACCUCCUUUGGAUCCAUUGGACUGGCGUUUUACAAUGGGCUCUGGGCCUACGAUGGGUGGAAUCAGCUGAACUUUAUAACAGAGGAGCUGGAAAACCCAUACAGAAACCUUCCCCUGGCCAUUAUCAUUGGUAUUCCCUUGGUGUCUGUGAGCUAUGUGCUGGUCAACAUUGCCUACUUCAGCGCCAUGACCACUACGGAACUACUGCAGUCUCCCGCUGUUGCUGUGACUUUUGGUGACAGAGUGCUGUACCCCCUGUCGUGGGUAGUCCCUGUGUUUGUCGUCUUCUCCACCUUCGGAGCGGCCAAUGGGAGCUGCUUCACAGCCGGCAGGUUGACCUAUGUGGCAGGAAGAGAGGGUCACAUGGUAAAGAUAUUGUCCUACAUCAGUCUGAAGCGUUACACUCCUUCCCCCGCCAUCAUCUUCAAUGGUAUUCUGGCCGUACUCUACAUUAUCCCGGCAGACAUCAACACCCUGAUCAACUACUUCAGUUUCGCCCAGUGGGCUAUCUACGGACUCACAGCUCUCGCUCUCAUCGUCAUGCGCUUCACCAGGAAGGAACUCAAGAGGCCCGUCAAGUGUCCCAUGCCCAUAGCAGUGCUGGUGGUGAUCGUGUCCUGCUACCUGGUCCUAGCACCGAUCAUAGACAAGCCAGAGCUGGAGUAUCUGUACUGUACCAUCUUCAUCCUCAGCGGUCUGCUGCUCUACUUCCCCUUCGUUCAUCGCAGGUUCAGCUGGACACACAGGGUCAUGAGGCCAAUCACCAUGCAUCUCCAGCUGCUGAUGGAGGUUGUUCCUCCUGAGAAAAACGAAUAGAGGAAGAUAAUAAACAGCCUAAACUGACUGAUGUGGACAAAUGUAUGGUGCAUCCCAAAUGGUACCCUUUUCCCUAUGUGGUGCACUACCCCAUAGGCCCUAGUCAAAAGUAGUGCACUACUUAGGGAAUAGGGUGCCAAUUGAGACACAGACUUAGAAAUUAAGGUUCUGUCCUGUGUCAUAAUGAACGUUCUGUACUGUCUCAUAAUGAACGUUCUGUACUGUGUCAUAAUGAACGUUCUGUACUGUGUCAUAAUGAAGGUACUGUCCUGUCUCAUAAUGAACAUUCUGUACUGUGUCAUAAUGCUGGAAUCCUGUCUGUUUCUCUCCCAUGAGACUUUCGCCAAUAUAGAUUGUCUAUUUAAUGCCCCUCUGUGUUUAAACUCUGCUUAGGAGGACAUAUUUGCUUUUAGGAUACUGCCAAUUUAUAUUGAAGACAUAGAGGCUCUGCUUAGCAGGUUGGCAUCAGCCGUCUACAUGGUCUGGAUCCCAAACUAAUUGACUGGAUAUAGGAGGUCAAUGGCUGCUUCUCAAAUCACACCCUAUGCCCUAGGGAACGGGGCGCCAUCUCAAAUCACACCCUAUGCUCUAGGGAACGGGGCGCCAUCUCAAAUCACACCCUAUGCCCUAGGGAACGAGGCGCCAUUGGUCUGUGUCUCAAAUCACACCCUAUGCCCCAGGGAACGGGGCGCCAUCUCAAAUCACACCCUAUGCCCGAGGGAACGGGGCGCCAUUGGUCUGUGUCUCAAAUCACACCCUAUGCUCUAGGGAACGGGGCGCCAUCUCAAAUCACACCCUAGGGAACGGGGCGCCAUUGGUCUGUGUCUCAAAUCACACCCUAUGCCCUAGGGAACGGGGCGCCAUCUCAAAUCACACCCUAUGCCCUAGGGAACGGGGCGCCAUCUCAAAUCACACCCUAUGCUCUAGGGAACGGGGCGCCAUCUCAAAUCACACCCUAUGCCCUAGGGAACGGGGCGCCAUUGGUCUGUGUCUCAAAUCACACCCUAUGCUCUAGGGAACGGGGCGCCAUCUCAAAUCACACCCUAGGGAACGGGGCGCCAUCUCAAAUCACACCCUAUGCCCUAGGGAACGGGGCGCCAUCUCAAAUCACACCCUAUGCCCUAGGGAACGAGGUGCCAUCUCAAAUCACACCCUAUGCCCUAGGGAACGGGGCGCCAUCUCAAAUCACACCCUAUGCCCUAGGGAACGGGGUGCCAUCUCAAAUCACACCCUAUGCCCUAGGGAACGGGGUGCCAUCUCAAAUCACACCCUAUGCCCUAGGGAACGGGGUGCCAUCUCAAAUCACACCCUAUGCCCCAGGGAACGAGGCGCCAUCUCAAAUCACACCCUAUGCCCUAGGGAACGGGGUGCCAUCUCAAAUCACACCCUAUGCCCUAGGGAACGGGGUGCCAUUGGAGACCCUGACAAUAUGCUGUUCUUGUACAUGACUAGUGAGAACAUAAGAGACCAAAAUGAUGUCAUAUUUUCUUGCUUUUUAUUUGUCCUCGACAUUGUUAAAAAUCCCUCAUGUUUGCGCUGUUCAAGCACUUGUAUAUAAUCUAAGGUUUAAAUUGUAUUUGACAAGUUAAAAGACAUUUGUCCCUUGUUGUCUUCUAUCUCUCCACCAGCUGCCAGUUGAACCUGGGGACACGGUUCAUCUUAUAGUGCCUAUUGUGUGAUGUAUUCGUGUCACUCUAAACUCAAUGGAGAUUUUAUACUACUGACUUCAACAGUUUCAAAACAUCUUCUCUUCUCCGAGUUGAAAAGUAGAUAGUGAGUUGUUGUGUUUGUGAAUAAAACAGUUUACCCUUCAAUUAA